Messenger RNA from Scedosporium apiospermum, 228 nucleotides. RefSeq lists its product as uncharacterized. Bases 1 to 228 code for a protein of 75 amino acids. The transcript is spliced from 2 exons. NCBI's taxonomy places the organism in Eukaryota, Fungi, Ascomycota, Sordariomycetes, Microascales, Microascaceae. The record is from RefSeq and is a predicted model, not a curated record.
AUGUUCAAAUUCUCCAAGUCCUCCAAGUCCUCCACCCCCAAGGUCUCUGGCAGAUCCGUCAAGGCUAGCACAGCAUCCAACUAUGAUUCCGAAAGCAUCAUGACCGUCGACUCUGUUGCCGUUGCCAAGGAGCAGGCCAAGGAACAGACCAAGGCGAAGGCCCAAUAUGUGCACAAGGAAAACAUGUACUCCCGAUAUCUUGCGAAUUCCCCGAGGCAAUGGGGUUAA